GUUAAUUGAACAGAAACAUUUUGUGGGUUUGCUCGCUAAACUCAACAGUUCAUUUAGUAAACGGCUACACGACUAAACGUAAUGAACGACGGAUUAAUGUAAAAAGCAACAACAAAACGUGUAAAAUUCAGCAAAAUAAAUAAUAUCUAAAUAAAAUUGUUUUCAUUUUUUUAAAUACAAAAUUGGAUAUAUUAUACAAAUAAGGUUUUAAAAUUAUUAAAAUAACUAAAAAGUAGCAAUUGUAAAGUGUUUUUAACUGCAAAAAACAAGAGAAGAAGCAAAAAAUUGUGAAAAAAAUAAAAUAAAAAAUAUUUUAAAAGCAAAAAUUGUAUAUGGCAUACACAUUUUUACGUUAAAUUUAUACAUACAAGCAUAUGAAAAAAAUCUUUCAAACAAGCUCUUUGUGGAAAUAAUUUAAAAAAAAUUUAACAUUUUUUAUGGAAUGGAAUGCAGCAAAAGAGAUAGCGAGCGUUGAACGCCGCCGUUUUAAUUGUGUUAACACGACAUGUGCCAGAAAGAGAGGCAGAUAGAAAUUUUAUUAUACAAAAUAUCUCCUCACAUUGAUUAAGAGCACACAACAUACAAGUCGUCGCCCGUUUUUUUUUUCUUCAUAUAUGUAUAUUUUCUAUAAAAAUUUUUUCGUUAAAGUAAAUGUUGAGAUACACUCUACGUAAUCGGCCUAAAUAGUGUUGUAUAUAUGGAGAGAUUAUCAAAGUGUUUAAAAAAAAUUAACGAAAUAAUAAAAAACCAAUUGAAAGAAAACAAAACAUGAAUUAAUUCUUAAGAAAUAUAUUUCCAAAUUAAUUUGUGUAACAAGUGAUUGCUGGGGUAUUUCUCCAAGUGUACGAAAAGAAAAAAUAGAUACAAAAUGAAAGAAUGAAUCUGAAAGAUAUAAUUAAAAGAAUCUUACUACCCACAAGCUUAAUACAAGAAAAUAGAAAUGUUUAUAAGAAAAUAAAAUAAUAGUUAAACCAAACCAAGUGUUGAAUAAAAAGAAUGUGAGAAAAUUUCAAAGUGAAAAAAAAAUUGGUAAAAAAAUAUUUAAAUUUCAAAAAAUUAAGUAAGAUUAUGAUGUUUUUAAACCCAUUAAUCUUUAAAUGGAGAAAUUAAUAUAACAACAACUACAAACCAAACAAACAACUAAAAAAAAAUAUUAAAAAAUUUUACAAAAAUAACCUCAAUACAAACACAUACACACAUGUAAAUGGCCAAGAAAAAAAUAAACGGCAGAUAACAAAAAAAAAAAUAUUUCAAAAUUCAAAUAACGUUUUGAACGGUCUGAAACAACAACAAGAAAACAAAAAAUUGCCAACACCAAAAUAAUAACAAUAACAACAACUAAAAAACAAAACAAAAUAACCAACAAGUGGACAAAAAUGUGGUUGUAAAUAUAAAUAAAAAAAAAACGGCAACACCAACAACAAAAACGAAAGAUUUUUUGACAAUUUUAAACACGUUUUUUGAAAACCAAAACAACAACACAAGCAAUCAUUGGAUAUUUGGUUAAAAGCUGAAGAAGGGAGCCGAAGCAAAAAGAAAGAAACAAAAAACGCCAAAUAUCGUCAUUAACGUUAUCAUUAGCCACAUUUUUUUGUAGUUUUUGAACUCCUCCAUAAAAAUAAAAAAAAAAAAAAACACAAACAAAAGGUUUAUGAUUUCAUUUAUCAUAUGCUUAUGGAUUAUUGCUAUUAUUAACAUUAGCAAGAACAACAACAACAAUAAUAAUAAUAACAACAACAGCAAUACUUGUUUUGUUGUUGAAGCAAUAAACCCAAAAAUUCAUUAUCCACACGUGCAAUUAUUUCAAUUUGAAAUUAUGCCAAAAUUACAGCAACAACAACAAUUACCACACCAGCAACAUCAGCCACAAAAUCAAAAUCACUACCAGCAACAUUAUCAGCAGCAACAGCAACAAUACCAACAACACCAGCAGCAGCAACAACAUCACAAUAACCAGCUGCAUCAUCAGAGUUCUUUAACAAAUGUAGCCGCCGUUACAAAUCCCUCUGCCUCCACUACCACCCUGCUAUCCACCUCUUCCUCCUCAAUACAACACAUUUCGCCACAUCCCUAUCAACAGCCUCCGCAACAUUAUCACCAGCACAACUAUCAGCAACAGAGUCAACAUCAAUCGCAACAUUUACAUCAUGGUGAAUUUCCACUGCCCGAGGGCUGGGAUAUUGCCAAAGAUUUCGAUGGUAAAAUCUAUUAUAUAGAUCAUAAUACGAAAAAGACAACAUGGCUGGAUCCCAGAGACCAAUACACAAAACCCCAAUCAUUUGAAGAUUGUGUGGGUGAUGAAUUGCCCAUGGGUUGGGAAGAGGCUUAUGACCCCAAUAUAGGACGUUAUUAUAUAAAUCACAUAGCACAGACCACACAAUUGGAAGAUCCCCGUCAAGAAUGGAAAAGUGUACAGGAACAAAUGUUAAGAGACUAUUUGUCAGCGGCCCAGGAUCAAUUGGAAAACAAACGUGAAAUGUUUGAUGUUAAGCAACAGAGAUUAUUAAUAGCUCAAGAGGAAUAUAAUCAUCUUAAUAAAUUGGCGGCCAGUAGAAGCAGCUUAUGCUCUUCCUCCUCUUCUAUGAGUCGUCAUGAUCCUGAAUUAUUAAGAGCCGAUUUGAAACUGGCUAGAGAACGUGUUCACCAACUGAAACAAGAACUCAAACACAUUACAAAUGAUAUCUCCGAUACACAACGUGGUAUGAAUACUUUGUAUUCAGUGGGUGAGAAAAUCAAUGCUCGCCAAAAUGGUUGCUACGACAUAGCCGAGGUCCAGGCUAUACGCGAGGAAAUGCUCAAAGUACACAAGUCCCUUGUUUCGGGUGAGAAGGUACGCGAAGAACUGAUACGCAGUUUAGUGCAAAUCAAAAAUGAGCUUAGUCGCCAACAAAUCAAUGAAGAAAAUGCUGAACUACUGAAUGCCUCUUCGCCCUUCGAUCGGGUGUGUGUGGCUUCUCAAACCGAUCUGUGUGGGCCGGGUGAUAAUUUAAAUAGCGGUGCCCGUUUUGCUGAAAUGGCCAAAACAAAACUUCAAUACACCGAAUGGCGUAAGCAUAUUAAACGGCUGCAACAGCAAUUGGCGGAUCAUGUGGAACGCAUUGAACCCGGCCAAUUGGAAUCGGAUAAAGAUAGAAUACUAUUGAUUCAAGAAAAGGAAAAACUACUAAAUGAAUUAAAUAGCAUAUCGUUGAAAUCACGCACCUCCGAAGAAAUACAUGUCAUACAAGAAACCCGCAGAAAAUUGGAGGAAGAUCUAAAUGAAGCAUAUGAAGCGACAAAUCAACAAAUAAACAAUCGCCUUCGUUUUCACGAGGAGAAACAAUUGCUGUUGGAUAAGUUGCAAGAGGCUUUAAAGUCCACAAAAAUGUUAGAAGAACGCUUGAAAUCCUUCUCUUCAGAAAGUACCUUUUCCAUUAGUAGUGGCAGCAGCUUGGGUUCUUUGUCGACGGCGAGCAGUAAAAGUGCUUUAAGUUUCACCGACAUAUACAUAGACCCAUUUGCCGUGGAUCCCCAAAUAGAUGUGGUGGAUUUGCAUCGCCGUUCACAAAGGCUUUUCCAACAGCCACAGCAAUUGCAGCAACAGGCUCAAAUUAUUCAACAAAGCGUAGUAGGUGAUCAGGUUCUAGGUCAUCCUCCCCUGCAGCAACAACAAUCUUCCGAAAUCUCUUUAUCUCCACGCAGUAGUCUAUCAAUAGAAACCCCACCCGCCUCUCCUAUGAAAUAUAAUCCCGCCUCUGAACAAAAUCCAUUAAGUGCCUCUUCUCAGCAGUUACUGAAGGAAGAACCUACGUAUGCCAAUGCUGGAGCCGUCUUACAAACACUGUAUCAGCAAUCCAAUCAGAUACCCGCCUCAGUGGGCAACAGAGCAGCUGCACCAAAUCCUUAUGACUUAGAUUCUACAGUAUUGGACUGUAUGAUGUUGGAGGCUAAAUUACAAAAACUCAAUAUGUCGGCACCCCUCAAUUUGGGAGCUCCUUUGUCGCCUAUUUCAGAAAAACCUUCACUGCUAGAUUUACCCCAAGAAAUGUUGAGUCGUUCAUCGUCUACAUCGAAUACACGCUCAGUAUCGGCAGCCGUAAGCAAUGAAUCUGUGGCGGGAGAUUCGGGUGUAUUUGAGGCUUCACGAGCUCAUUUGCCACGCAAGGAGUUGGCGCAAGUGCAAAUAGGUUUGAAAUACCUAAAGAAGGAAGGCGUUUUGGUGGUAUCUUUGGAACGUGCAAACAAUUUAUCUGCCCUAGUGACAACCUCAACGGAAAAUUCGCAAGUAUAUCUCCGUGCCGCUUUACUACCCAAUUCCCUGACAUCCAUACGCACAAAAGCCUUACCAGAUUUCCAAAAGCCCGUAUUUAAUGAUACAUUUGCGGUGCCUAUUUCACUCAGUAAACUUUUAACCAAGAGCUUGCAUGUGACCGUGAUUAGCAUGACCGGACAAAAAGAGGAGAUUAUUGGAACAGUUCAAAUAAGUAUGGCUGAAUUUAAUCCAGAGGAUUCCACCUUGAAGUGGUACAAUGUUUUGAGUUCGAAAUUUAUGCCCACAUUUGAACCAUUAGAUAUGCCCUCAACUAGUGCAGCAGCUGCUGUAGCAGUAGCUGGACAUGUGAACAAUAGUGCUCCAGUUACACACAAUGUUUGCAAAGAAGAAUCUUCUGAUGAAUCGACCAUAACUUCAUCUCAAACUUCCACACUGACACGAAACCAAGUGCCACCAUUUGAAAUGCAAGCACAAAUUGCCGAAGAUUUAAGAGAAAAUCUUGGCUUGGAUGUGGAUGACAACGAUGAAGAUGAGGACGAUGAUGAAGAUGACGAAGAGGAAGUAGAUGAUGAGGAAUUGGAGGGCGCUAUAGGAAGUGAUUUUACCAAGAAAAUGUUGGAUGCCUACAUGGACAAUAUGAAACAGGAAUAUGUUGAUAAGGAAACCAAUACAGAAUGUGCAUUCCCUCCAGAAAAAUCUCGUUCACAACAGGGUCAACAAACAACCGAUGAUAGACCCGUUAAACGGUCACAAACAUUUACACCUUCAGCGGCGGUGGGUAAAAGUCGCUAUAUUUGCCGCUUGAAUCGCAGUGAUUCAGAUUCGGCCAUGCAUUUUGGGGUUACACCACAUCCCUUCCAUCGUGGAGCCAUUGAAAGACGUUCUUUGCGCUUCCACACCAAAGCUCCUAAAACUGCCACAAAAUUAAAUCAUACUCAUAUACCACGUACUAGCUUGGAUCUGGAAUUGGAUUUACAAGCUCAACAUAGCAAACUAGACUUCCUAAAUGAUCAAAUUGCUAAAUUGCAAAAUUUAAAAGAUGUUUUGGAAAAGGCACGCGAUGAAAAGGAUCCUUUAAUCGCCGCCUGGGCUAUUGAGAAUGAGGAAUUCCAACGUUUAGUAGAACGUGCCGAUCCUGCCAAAUGCCCCGAAGAGAAACAAUUACAAAAGUUGUUAAUGAAAACUACUAAGAAAAUUUAUAAAUUACGCAAAACAAAAGUCCCUAAAGGAUGUCCAGAUUUAGUGUCUUUCAAAGAAAAAAUUUCCUUCUUUACUCGCAAGGGUUUGUCAGUACCCGAACUACCAACUGAUUUUAUGCUAUCCGAAGCUGAUCCUAUCGAAGAGGAAGAGGAGGAUUUGGAAGACGAUGAUGAUGAAGAUAAUGCCGCCGAAACAGCAAUUGCCAUUAAUACUGCUCUCGUAGCCAGUAGCAUACGUAACAAGAAUCUCAGUGAGAAUCAUAGCGGUGGCAGUGCAAGUAGCCGAAGACAACAAGCUACACAAAAUGCCACCAAUAAAACUAAAAUCGCAACCUCAACCACAACUACAACCACUAUUACAACAGAAGAAACCGAAAUUGUUAAAACUUUAGAAAACACCAAAGAAAACCAACAACAGCAACAAGUUAAUAACGGCAAAGAAGAUGACGAUCAGAAACAACGUUUCGAUUACGUUAUCGAUCGUACGUACGGUGUUGAAGUUUAGAAAAUUAGGCUCUUCAUUUAUAAUUUGUUUUUUUAUUUUAUUGUACAGAACUAGAAAAUGUUUUUAUGAAGAAAAACAUUUUUUUGAUUUGCAAAUUUUUUCAUAAUUACAAUUUUUAGAGAGAGAUCAAGAAGAUAUAAAUAGAUAGUGUAUAGAAUAAAUUAAAAUAUAAUAUAAAUAUUAAAUUAUUUAACAAACAAUAAAGCCAGAGAUUAUUAUAUAAGCUUAAAGCUACAACUUGUAAAAAGAAAACAUGCAUAUAAUUUAUUUUAUAAAUUAUAAGAAAAAUAAUAAUAUAGGAAAUAGAGUAACAACUUUAUAUAGAAACAGAGGACAACUGCGGAUAGAUACUAUUUCCAAAACAAUCUUAAUGAAUUUAUCAAACUAUAGUUAAAAGCCAAACUAUGAAAUGUUUGUAAUUGAAACAGUGAUUUUAAAAAUCACUAAUUUUUUAUCAUAACUUUUCAAUAGUUUAUUGUUUCUAUAAAAAGUUAUUACUUUAUUAUAUCUUUCAAACUGAAGAAACAAACAAAUUGUGCCUUAUAUUUAAAAUAUUUAGUUAUAAGUUAAAAAAAGCAAAAAUAAUUAUACUAAAAAUUUUGUAAAUUUUUGAAAUCCCCUGAUAAAAAAAAUUCCCAACUGUGCAUAUUUUUUACUCAAUACUAAACAAAAACAAAAAAAAAACUGAAAAUAAAUCUGUAUUCCUAAGACUUUAUGAAACACUAUACGAAUGUAAUUUAUUUAAAACUAAAAAAAAUAUUAAAUUAGAAAAAUAAUUAAAUAGUAAUUAGAAUUAAGACAAAUCCUUUUGUAUAUAAACCUACCCGCCCUACAAAACCACAAAAUCCAAAACAUACCCCCCCCCUCCAAAAUAGUAAAAUAUUUUUAACUAGAACUUUUUCAAAAUUUUUUAAAUCUUUUUUUACACAAAAAGUAAUAAAUCUACAAAAGCUUGCGUUUUUGAUGAGCUUUCACUUUAUAUCUAAUCGUAAUUACAUGCAUACAAACAAAACCAAACAAUUAGAAACCAUACUUCCAUAAUAUUUUUUUAUUAUUAUUAUUAUUUAUAUACUCUUCCCCUAAUUUCAUGUAAAUCGCAAAAAUAUAUCAUUUUACCUACAAUUUUAUAUACCGUUUUCUAAAAAAAAUAAUUUUCCUUUUCUAAACAAUA
Lucilia sericata (common green bottle fly) is the source of this 7127-nucleotide messenger RNA. RefSeq names its product protein kibra (gene kibra). NCBI's taxonomy places the organism in Eukaryota, Metazoa, Arthropoda, Insecta, Diptera, Calliphoridae. Gene Ontology annotation, molecular function: kinase binding; molecular adaptor activity. The transcript is spliced from 9 exons. Gene Ontology annotation, cellular component: cytoplasm. The coding region runs from base 1652 to 5956 and encodes 1434 amino acids. The record is from RefSeq and is a predicted model, not a curated record. Gene Ontology annotation, biological process: cell migration; negative regulation of organ growth; regulation of DNA-templated transcription.